Messenger RNA from Rattus norvegicus (Norway rat), 2585 nucleotides. RefSeq names its product GDNF family receptor alpha like (gene Gfral). Gene Ontology annotation, molecular function: signaling receptor activity. NCBI's taxonomy places the organism in Eukaryota, Metazoa, Chordata, Mammalia, Rodentia, Muridae. Gene Ontology annotation, cellular component: plasma membrane. The record is from RefSeq and is marked validated. The transcript has 10 exons. The coding region runs from base 205 to 1827 and encodes 540 amino acids.
CAAUUGAAUUUGAACAUAAUUAGGAAAGUUCACAGCUCAAAACAAAUUGGUGAGGAACCAGUGACAUCAGAAGCUGACUAACUGAAUAUGCUCUUAGGAAGCAAAAGCAGACACGGAACCAUUUAUUCAGGAAUUUCAGUCGGGAUGUUGGUCGGUGUCAGUUCAUCUGCCUUUCUCCCAGGUGACCAGCUCCAGUUGGCCAACAUGCUAGUGUUCAUUUUCCUGGCCGUGAGGCUAAGCUCAGAAAACGAAUCCUCUUCCCAAACAAAUGAUUGUGCAUAUUUCAUGCGGCAAUGCUUGACUGAUACAGAUGGCUGUAAGCAGUCAUGGAGAUCAAUGGAAGACGCCUGCCUUGUCUCAGUGCGCCCUCCCAGUGUUGACUCAGCGUUUGGGGGACAAAAGACAGGACUUCUUUGGAGAUCUCUGAGGAAAUUAAGGACCAAGGGGCCUGGUGACUCCUGCAAGAUAAAUAAUCCAUUGCCUUGUAACCUGAGUAUCCAGUCUUUGGUGGAAAAACAUUUUCAAUUUAAAGGGUGUCUUUGCACUGAUGAUCUCCACUGUACAGUAAACAAAAUUUUUGGAAAAAAGUGCACCAAUAAGACAGAAGACUCACCACUGCCCUCCAAUCUGGCGCCAAGGUCAAAUGUUCCCCGAUGGUUCCCAAGGAGAGAUUCGUCUUCACUGGCUGUAAGGAAGGCUGACUGCGUCGCGGCUGCCGAGGCCUGCCAGGAAUCGGAGCACUGCGCACUGCUCCAUGAGAACUUUAAGAACGCCUGUGACACAGGAACAGCUCAGUGUCGCACUCUUAGCGGCCGACUGAAGUGUGUGGGCCUAAGACAGCGCCUGAGACAGACGGUCCUGUGGGAGUGUCGCUGCGGUCUCCCUUUAGAAAAAGACUGCGUUCAGAUUAGGAAAAGCCUGUUUGGAGACAUUUGCGUACAGGAUGCUCAAAUGGAACAAAUUCCCACCUUCAGUCAAGACAACCAAGAUGGAUUCAAGGAGGACGUUGCUUCAGGAUUCAAACAGAUGCAGUCUUGUUUGGAAGUGACAGAGGCGUGUGUAGGGGAUGUGGUUUGUAAUGCACAGUUGGCCCUUUACCUUAAAGCAUGCACAGCAAAUGGAAAUCUGUGUGAUGUGAAACACUGCCAAGCGGCCAUACGGUUCUUCUAUCAAAAUAUGCCUUUUAACACUGCCCAGAUGUUGGCUUUUUGUGACUGUGCUCAAUCUGAUAUACCCUGUCAACAAUCCAAAGAAACUCUUCACAGCAAGCCAUGUGCACUGAACGUAGUUCCACCCCCCACUUGCCUCAGUGUAAUUCACACUUGCCGAAAUGAUGAAUUAUGCAGGACAUACUACCGAACAUUCCAGACAGAAUGCUGGCCCCAUGUGGCUGGGAAGUGUCGUGAAGAUGAGACCUGCAUUAGUAUGCUGGGCAAGCAAGACCUUACUUGUUCUGGGAGUGACAGCUGCAGGGCAGCCUACCUAGGAACCUUCGGGACAGUCCUUCAGGUGCCGUGUGCUUGCAGAAGCAUCACACAGGGUGAAGAACCCUUGUGCAUGGCUUUCCAGCACAUGCUUCACAGCAAAUCAUGUUUCAAUUACCCAACUCCUAAUGUCAAAGACAUUUCCUCAUAUGAAAGAAAGCAUUCAAAAGAAAUUACCCUGACUGGAUUCAAUUCUCCCUUCAGUGGAGAACUAAUCUAUGUUGUUGUGUGCAUGGUAGUUACCAGCGGGAUUCUUUCCUUGGUGAUGCUCAAGCUAAGGAUACCUAGUAAGAAAAGAGACCCCGCGCCCAUCGAAAUAGCUGGAGCUGUCAUCAUUCAGUGAGCUGCAGCUCGCUAUCAACCACACGUCCGAGUGGCUAACCAAUGGAAGAUUACAUUUCCAAUAAUCUGAUUUAAGAUGGAUUUGACAAUACUUACUCAUUAUAUAUAACAAUGCCUGGUACAUUAAAGUAGCAUAAGGAUCACAAAUCUGUUUUUGUUUUCUAAAAUUAUUUGAGUAAAUACUUGUAGCUGUGUCAUAACUAGUUGAUAACAUUUUCUUUAAAGGCAACAGGUGUCAUGUAAAAUGUGACAGUUAAGCUGGAAGACUGUCAGUGCACAUAACAACUUCUAUCUUAUAGGACUCAUCAUAGUGUGCGUAUUUUUCUGAACAAUUCUGUAGUUUCUCAUUAAGUUUGGACAUUUGCUAUUUGCAUAUUCUUAGUGUCCAAUCAUUAAACAAAUUGGUAACAUUGAACAGAUUUGGUUAGAUAACUGUUUAUAAAAAUAAAAACUGACAUCCUAUGAAUUUUAUAGUUUAAAUAAUAUUGAAUUUUACUUUUGGUUUGGUGUGUGUUUUUUUUCUUUUUCUUUUUUCUUUUUUUUUUUUUUUUUCGGAGCUGGGGACCGAACCCAGGGCCUUGCGCUUGCUAGGCAAGCGCUCUACCGCUGAGCUAAAUCCCCAACCCCUGGUGUGUUUUUAAGUAUAUAAAGCAACUACAUUGUUUGAGAAAAGUCAAUGUUUGCUCCAAUAAUGAUAUAUUUUGUGAAUUUAUUUAUUUUUGCUGAUUAAUCAUCAUGAAAUAAUAAAGACAUCCUUAA